AUGAGAGCACUUAUUGAAAAAUUUGCCCAGAUGCUGCGGGAGCCGCGGGAUACCGUGCAGACAUGGCCAAGUCCAAGAACCACACCACACACAACCAGUCCCACAAAUGGCACAGAAAUGGCCUGGAGAAACCCGGGCCACAAAAAUACAAAUCUCUUACGGAAGGGGGUGGACCCCAAGUUCCUGAGGAACAUGCGCUUUGCCAAGAAGUACAACAAGAAAGGCCUGAAGAAGAUGCAGGCAAACAGUGCAGAGGCAGUGAGUGCGCGAGCAGGGGCCAUCAAGGCCCCUGUGAAGCCUGCGGAGGUUAAGCCCAAGACGCUGAAGGGCCCCAGGCGCAAAUUCAGCCAUCUGGCUUUCAUCGCUGUCCUCCAGUCUGGGAAGAAAAUUCGAAGCUACGUAGCCAAGGGUCGCAGGCUCUACCAACCAAAGCCCAAGGUUCAAAGCCAGGCAGAGGCCGCAGCCCCAGCUGAGGCCCAGGCUUCGCUCCGGCUCAGGCUCUCAAAGGUGCGCAGGCUGCUGUGA
Messenger RNA from Meriones unguiculatus (Mongolian gerbil), 525 nucleotides. RefSeq names its product large ribosomal subunit protein eL29-like. The transcript has a single exon. Gene Ontology annotation, molecular function: structural constituent of ribosome. Bases 1 to 525 code for a protein of 174 amino acids. The record is from RefSeq and is a predicted model, not a curated record. NCBI's taxonomy places the organism in Eukaryota, Metazoa, Chordata, Mammalia, Rodentia, Muridae. Gene Ontology annotation, biological process: cytoplasmic translation. Gene Ontology annotation, cellular component: ribosome; cytosolic large ribosomal subunit.